Messenger RNA from Eutrema salsugineum, 1127 nucleotides. Its product is annotated as THO complex subunit 4A. Gene Ontology annotation, molecular function: mRNA binding. The record is from RefSeq and is a predicted model, not a curated record. NCBI's taxonomy places the organism in Eukaryota, Viridiplantae, Streptophyta, Magnoliopsida, Brassicales, Brassicaceae. The transcript is spliced from 5 exons. Gene Ontology annotation, cellular component: nucleus. The coding region runs from base 95 to 820 and encodes 241 amino acids. Gene Ontology annotation, biological process: mRNA export from nucleus.
UUUCGCUGGACUUUUUAUCCUUCUUUCUCGUCGUCCCUUUCUCUCUAUCUCCUCCGCCGUUCAAAAGGGAAACUUCGAUCGAAGAACUUCCGAGAUGGCGACUGGAUUAGAUAUGUCUCUCGACGACAUGAUCGCCAAGAACCGUAAGUCCCGUGGAUCAGGCCCCGCCCGUGGAUCUGGAUCCGGAUCCGGGCCGGGUCCAACUCGCCGCAACAACGCUAAUCGGAAAUCCAACCGAUCUGCUCCAUACCAAUCGGCCAAGGCGCCGGAGUCCACCUGGGAACACGACAUGUACUCCGAUAGGUCAGAAGCUUUCCCUCCCCGAUCCAGCCGUUCUUCCGCUGGAAUCGAAACUGGAACGAAGCUCUACAUAUCCAAUUUGGAUUACGGGGUCAUGAACGAAGACAUCAAGGAACUGUUUGCUGAAGUCGGCGAGCUUAAACGCUACACAGUCCAUUUUGACAGGAGUGGAAGAUCAAAGGGAACUGCUGAAGUAGUGUUCACUCGGCGUGGCGAUGCACUCGCAGCUGUGAAGAAGUACAACGAUGUUCAGCUGGAUGGAAAACCAAUGAAGAUAGAGAUUUUGGGGGGCAAUCUUCAAACUGCUAGACCCGGAAAUUCAAACUUUAAUGGUUCAAGACGAGGAGGUCAAGGGAGAGGUGGUCAACAGCGUAGUGGUGGUCGUGGUGGAGGUCGUGGGGGUGGCCGAGGUGGUGGUCGUGGAGGGCGUCCUGGUAAGGGACCUGCAGAGAAGAUAUCUGCUGAGGAUCUUGAUGCAGAUCUUGAUAAGUACCACGCGGGAGAUAUGGAGACCAACUGAGGAAUGUGACUGCUCUUCUCGAACCGCAAGAUGCAGAGAAGCUAUAGAAAACUUUUGCCAGAGGCUUUGUCACUUAGCCUCAUGGCCGUGUGUUGUUUAUUUGUUUCAUUAGAAUGACUCUUUAGAUUCUGCGGAUCUUACGUUUAAAGCUUGGAAUUGUUCUCUAGCUUAAUACCCUCGAGUAAAAGGCAGAGGAAGGAUCAUUUAGUUAGGUUUGGUUACAAGACUCCGUUUAUGAUCGUUUAGUUGUAUUUUAUCUCUUAUGGGAAAAAGUUAUUCAAGUCAUGCCCUUUACUUUUAUUAUUAA